GCAAACAUUUAUAGAUCUCGAAGUUUGGGUGAUCAAAGUACUGAAUUAAACAUUACUAUAAAAGGAAUUCGCAAUGAGAACGUUCUAACAGAAAAUCAUUAUGACAGAAAGAAAAAUGGUUAA
Racocetra persica is the source of this 123-nucleotide messenger RNA. NCBI's taxonomy places the organism in Eukaryota, Fungi, Glomeromycota, Glomeromycetes, Diversisporales, Gigasporaceae. The record is from the annotation of a GenBank genome assembly.